AUGCAAUUAUUGAGAAGAGUGUAUCAAUUUGGCUCAACAAAACACAGAUUUGCUUCAGAUAUUAAAAGCACGAAUAGACAGAAAAUGAACUUGUUUCAAGCAAUUAACAACGCUCUUGAUAUAGAAUUAGGAGCAAAUCCAAAGGCAUUAUUAUUUGGAGAAGAUGUUAAAUUCGGAGGUGUUUUUCGAUGCUCUUAAGGGUUGAAUGAAAAGUACGGCACUGAUAGAGUAUUCAACACUCCAUUGUGCGAACAAGGAAUCGGUGCUUUUGGGAUUGGAUUGGCAAGUGUAGGAUACACAGCAAUAGCAGAAAUUUAGUUUAGUGAUUAUAUCUUCCCAGCCUUCGAUUAGAUAGUGAAUGAGGCUGCUAAAUUCAGAUAUAGAUCUGGGAAUCAAUUCGAUUGUGGAAGUUUGACAAUUAGAUCUACUUGGGGAGCAGUAGGUCAUGGUGCCUUGUAUCAUUCGUAAUCUCCAGAGGCUUACUUUGCUCAUACUCCAGGAUUAAAAGUAGUAGUGCCCAGAGAUCCAAUAUAAGCAAAGGGAUUGUUGCUUGCAUCCAUAAGAGAUAAGAAUCCAGUGAUAUUUUUUGAGCCCAAAGCAUUAUAUCGUAAUGCUGAGGAUGAAGUUCCCUUGGAUGAUUAUGAAUUGGAGUUAUCGAAAGCUGAAGUGGUUCAAUAAGGCAAGCACAUCACUUUGAUUGGAUAUGGUACAUAAAUAAGAGUGUUGAAAGAAGCAGCUAAGUUGGCAGAAAAGGAUGGAGUAAGUUGUGAGAUAAUCGAUUUAUAAACAAUAUAUCCAUAUGAUGGUUAGACUCUAGUUGAUUCAGUGAAAAAGACAGGAAGAUGCAUAAUAUCACACGAGGCCCCUUAGACAUGCGGUAUGGGAGCUGAAUUGAGUGCUUUUAUUUAAGAGAAGUGUUUCUUGCAUUUGGAAGCACCAAUAAAAAGAGUGACAGGCUAUGACACACCUUUUCCAUUAGUUCAUGAGCCAAUUUAUUUGCCAGACAAAUUUAAAAUUUACGAGGCAAUAAAACAGAGUGUAAAUUAUUGAUAAGAAUAAAUAAUUAUCUUAAA
Molecule: messenger RNA, 1073 nt
Organism: Paramecium tetraurelia
Lineage: Eukaryota; Ciliophora; Oligohymenophorea; Peniculida; Parameciidae
Exons: 6
Biological process (GO): response to nutrient; branched-chain amino acid catabolic process
Molecular function (GO): catalytic activity
Source: RefSeq, a predicted model, not a curated record